This is a messenger RNA of Musa acuminata subsp. malaccensis (wild Malaysian banana), 945 nucleotides long. Its product is annotated as auxin-responsive protein SAUR36-like. Gene Ontology annotation, biological process: response to auxin. NCBI's taxonomy places the organism in Eukaryota, Viridiplantae, Streptophyta, Magnoliopsida, Zingiberales, Musaceae. The record is from RefSeq and is a predicted model, not a curated record.
UCUCUCUCUCUCUCUUUCUUUCACUGACAGAAGAAGAGAGUUCGUGCUGAUUAGUUCCACAACAAAAGUAAGAAGCAGAGACAAGGAAGGGAUGACCAACACCUCUGGUUUCUUUGAAGCUGCUGAGUAACACUACGUCGUUUUCUUCCUCCUCCUCCUUCUUCUUCUUAUUGUAACUUAGUUAUGAAGAGGUAUAGAGGAUUCAAGUUGGGGCGGCGGCUCGUGAGAGUUUGGCGAUGGGUCCUCCACCGCCGGAGCCGUCGCGUCCCCAGGAGCUACCUCCGCCUCGACUCCACCACCGACUCCAUCUCAAAAUCCCUCCUUUCCGGGCCUUCGACGACUAUGACGACAAAGCUCGUUCACUGGGGCCGCCAUCUCGCCAGCCGCCUACGCCGCGGCCGGAGCGCAGGAGGAGGAGGAGGAUCAGGAUCGCGGCGCAUGGUUUGUGCCCGGGGCUCCGCUGACGAGGUGAUGUUCGGGGCGGGAGUGUCGUUGCUGGAGAGGGAGGGCGGGCGGGGUUGGACGCCGCCGCCGAAGGGGCACCUGGCGGUGUACGUCGGCGGGGAGAAGGAGGGUGGGCCACCACGCAGAUACACGGUGCCGGUGAUCUACUUCAACCACCCCUUGUUCGGGGAGCUGCUGCGGGAGUCGGAGGAGGAGUUCGGGUUCCACCACCCCGGCGGCAUCACCAUCCCCUGCCCCGCCGCCAAAUUCGAGCUUGUCCGGACGCGAAUCGCCGCCGCCGCACACAACAACAAGCUCCGCCGCUGAUGCCGCCCCAGUCCUCCCGUAAUCCAUCGCAUCACUGUUGUCUUGGAAACAUUUCCUUUUUGGAACUGUUCUUUUUCUCGUGUCAGUAAUCCUUUUUAGUCUUUUAGGAUUAGCUUCUUAUAAUCUUGCCAUGUUCUUGAAUGAGAAUCACAGUACUUCUUCUGUGCUUGGAAA